Molecule: messenger RNA, 1518 nt
Organism: Notodromas monacha
Lineage: Eukaryota; Metazoa; Arthropoda; Ostracoda; Podocopida; Cyprididae
Source: the annotation of a GenBank genome assembly
GUCUGAGCAGGAUCUCAGGGUCUGGGUGGAAUGUCUCCAGGCUGCUGCUGACCCGAACUCUAAUGAUGAGUGGGUGAUAAUGCAGAGACAGGCUCUGUUGAGUCCAGCUACGGAGAUUCGGUUCCCGGAUUGCUUUGGCUACCUGAGCAAGUUGGGCCACAGAUGGCGCGCGUGGCGUCGGCGAUACUGCGUCCUCAAGGACGCCGCCUUGUUCUUCUACGCGGACACGUCGGCCGUGAGUGCGCUAGGUGUCGCCUGUCUCCACGGCUACCGCGUCCAGUCCUCUGGGGUCGGCGGGAAAAAGCACGCCUUUGAACUCAUCCCUCCUGACGAACAGUUCCGCCAUUUCUUUUUCUACACUGACAGCGACACCGACAAGAAAAGGUGGAUUGCAGCGUUGGAGUUCUCAAUCGACAGAUGGCUCAAAGUUGGCUAAUGAAUUAUUGCCUGAAGGUUCCUAGAAAUCUGCAGAAGGAUAGUCUUGCUGAAGCCCCUUGACGUCAGCUGCAGAACCAUAUGUUUGCAAAAGAACACCCAUCUGGUGGACAUGAUCAUGCAUUGGACCGUCAAUGGCCUUACCUGCUGCAGCCAUCUUGUGCAGGGACUUGUCUGCAGUGACGUCUCUGUGGAGAGCCAUGUCAUCCCGUUCUGCAGCCUCUGGUGCAGAGUUGCUGGCUGCUAGAUAGUUCUUGUGCUCAGCACUGAAAAAUUAUAUCAUUAUACAUGAGUAUAUGUUGUAUUUUUUCAUGUAACCAAACUUGUUGUGAAGUUGCUUGAAGACAUCUGUGGCAUAUGGGGAGUACAUUGAGUCCUUUGAGUAACUGCUGGCUUGCUUCAGAGUUGCCAUUGUAUCCUGCAUCAUCUGCUUUUUCAGGGGAGCUGAACUGUCUCUCACCAAUGGACUUCCGUACUUGGCUUUGAAUGCAUCAGGGCCUGCACCAUGUGUUGCAUUACAAGAAAAAAAUUCAUUUUAUCUUUCUUUUUCCCUUUUGCAGUUGGGUAGUGGGAUUUUAAUUAGUGGAUGGAGAUUUUUUAAUGGAUAAUUUUUUAAAUGUGCCACAAUUCAAAAAGAAAGAGUUUAGCUUGUGUGGCUAUUGACUUUGGGAAAAGAAUACCUGUGACUCCAUAUGCAGCAUCAUUCUGAAAAGCUUGUGUGUUUAAUGCUGCUCCUACUUCUGCACUUCCAAGUUUUCCCAAUACCUCAAGUUCUUGGUGGUUUGACCAGUCAUUCAGCUGUUUCUUCUGUGUUGCUGCUGCUUAUUUUGAAAUGGCAAUUCAUAUGUAAUUUUUGCAGCACAAUUUGGUCAUAAAUUUGUGAUCUUACCUCCAUGAGCCAAAUCAACCUGGAGGCAUCCCAAUAGCAGCACAGCCAGCAUGUGAUAAACGGCUGUCCGUCUGAAGGCCGCCAUAAUGGUGUUAGGAAGCUAAAGGAUAAAGCAGUGCAAGUUCACCAUGAACAGCGAAGCCAAGAAAUUUGAGUUUUAAAGGAACAGCUGGAAAGAAUUUAAAGUGGGGGAG